UGUAUAGUAGGAUUCCAAUUGGUACCACCGAUUCGUAAUUCAGAUUCGGGUCCAAAUGGCCUUAGUUCAAUUUUUUCUAACAAAGUUAUAGAAUAUUUCUUUUAAAUACCUGCAUAGACUCUUUCUCUCUUUAUAAUUUUAAACAAUCUCUCUCUCUUCUCUCUCUCUCCUCCCCCUGGUUUCGUUGUUGCAAGCACGAAAGGCGGUGGAUUAGGGCCAAAUUUGACCUUCUCCACCCUCAAUGGAGCAGUUCACACCAAAACCUCAAAAGAGUUGUAGGCACUUGUCGCCUAUAAACACCCCCGUGCCAUCACUCCAAGCUUCUCAAUUCUUCAGAGAAUGGCUCCCCAGAAAAAGCCAUCUCGACAACUAAGGCCGAGCUCAAUCCCCUUCUCAUGGGAAGAAAAACCAGGAAUCCCCAAAAAAACUGCUUUAAAUUCAGGCAAAAAUGGUGGUUUUCCCGUCAAAAUGAUUAUCUCAGUUCCCUUCAAGUGGGAAGAGAAACCCGGAAAACCGAUUCUACAGUCGCCGCAAUUAGAAAAGCCACCUCGACAGCUGCCGGAAUUUGAAAAGCCACUUUUACAGUGGCUGGAAUCUUUAGUCAAUUUCCGGCAAACAAUAACCCGAGUUUCAAAUCCCGGCGAGUCUCAUCGUCCACUUCCCCUUCCACCAUCAAGGCAAACCAGUUUCCCAUCUCCUUCUUCAUCGUCAUCAUCACCCUGCAACUCUGUAAUCCUAAAAUCUCCAGUAUCCAGCCAUUUUAGAAGCGCUAUAUCCACCGAUUCAGAGGAAACAGAGUCUGAAUCUUCUCAAGAAGAAGAGGAGCUUUUUGAUUUGGACCUUGAAGCUUUUGCCUUUGAUUCAUAUGAAAAGACAGAAGAUGAGGAGGCUUUAAUCUCAGGGCCUUCUUUAAUGGCGAAUUGCCUUUCAACUGUAGCGGAGUUGUCCAGUGCUGUUCCUUUUGCUGAAAGGAAAGAACACAACAAAGAUGGAAAUGGUUUGGUUACAGGAAGCCAUUUUAGGUGGAGAAAUUCUUCGCGUUCGGAGCUGAGUUUUAGAUUGGAAACAGACGGAAAGUUUCAGUACAAAGAUUGGAAGACUAAGGAUAAGGUGAUAGUGAAAGGAAGAACUCCAACUCUUGGAGAAUUGAUCUUCAAAAGUUGCAGGAGGAGAAGAAGAGCAGUAGUCAUGGAUUUUGGAAUGCAGAGUCCUCCACGACUGGAAACGACGAUGAAGAGAAGAACAGGUUGCUGGAUGUGUGGAAUUAGCAACAAUGCAACAAUGGGAUCCCCAUGAUGAAUGAAGAUCCUACUGCCAAGAAGAUAGGGAUUUCAAUUAAUAGUUGUCUUUGUACAUUUUGCAGUAGGAUUCUUCAUUUUGUUUAGGUUUGGAACUGCGGAUGAGAGAUCUAGCGGUGGAGUGACAUUUGAAUGAAUCACCACAAGAUUGUACAGCUCUCUCUCUCUCUCUUUGUUAUGGCCUUUUGCUUGUAGUGAUUUAAGAUUGGUUUGAAGUACUUCUCUUUUGAAUGCAAAUAACCAGUCCUCUCUCUAA
Amborella trichopoda is the source of this 1554-nucleotide messenger RNA. RefSeq lists its product as uncharacterized. Lineage: Eukaryota; Viridiplantae; Streptophyta; Magnoliopsida; Amborellales; Amborellaceae. The record is from RefSeq and is a predicted model, not a curated record.